UUGAUAAACGAAUCAGCCGUUUGAUUUUCAUUAGUUUGUUUUUUAACUGAAAACUUAUCUUCGUUCAAAUCGUUUUCUAUGUGAAAUAAAAUUGUGAACGUGCUGUGAUAUUCAAUAUAUUGUUUAAUUUGUAGUGUUUUAAUAAUAUUGAUUAUAUCCGUCUACAAUAAACUGUCAACUGCAUUGCGGUUUUCGUUUACGAUGUCCUCAUAUAUUAGUGAUUUUAACAACAAUAUUCAAUCCUACUUCAUUAGUAGCACUUAUGGAAAUGAGACUCUGGUUAACAACAGUUUACAAUACCUAUCUCUUGUCACGGACCAACGAGUGUUCGAUUUGUCCGCAUACGGGAACAAUGUAUUUUUCAUCAACCUGCACAAGUUGAUGAGUUCGGGUACGAAAAAGAUGUCCCUUCUGUGGUCUGCCGUGUCCGUCUUGGAAGCGGCCACCGCCAGUUGUGAGGAAACCCGUGAAGCGUUAGUUAAGAAAUUUCACUAUCUUCCAACGUUGGCCAAGAUGCUAGAAGAAACUCACAACGCAGAACAACAGCAGAGACUGUUGGCACUGAUUGAGUUGCUGACGUACGGAGUGCAGCUGGAGUGCCACGAGCCUUAUGUUGAAGCCUUGAUUCUGAAACUGUUGGCUGUGAUGGAGCAGGGUCACGGUCAGAAGGACAAAACAGAGCUCGUGACGUUGGCUUUGUCGAUCUUGGUUAAUCUCUGCUACAUGAACCUUCCGAUGACGUAUCUGUUAACGAAGAAUAUUAGCACUUCGACGUUUUGUGGCCAAAUUAAGCAGUUCGGGCUGGUGGCUUGUAAAAUGUAUAUUAUUUUGGAGAAGAAUGACUACAUGAAAGAGAUGGAUUUGCAUUAUUGGCUAAAAAUGAGUUUUAAGGAGGUGAGAAAUGUGUUGACGUCGAGAAACAGUAUUGUUUUGCGCCAUGUAGUCGAUUAUCUGCGAUACAUCCGUCAGUGUAAUGCUGACGAGGCUUCAAAGGAGAACAGGCGGAGUACUGUCAGCAUCGAGGACAAUUUUUUCCGAGAAAACUUGAAGGAGUUUUUGGAGGACAUUGAAAAACAUGUCAGCGGUCAGUCGAAAGAGAAGGAUGUUGUUCACACGAGGAAAAAACGAAGAGCCGAAGAGAAGGCAGUUAGCAAUGCCGCAGAAACGGACAAAGACGACUGUAUGGAUAUAUUAUUCGAGAUUUUAGAAUGUAUUGUUUCGUUAGAAUCGGUUGGCGAAACUUUCAUGAAUUCAAUGGUAGAAGUAGCCCUAAAGUGGAUUCGGUCGAGGCAUAGCUGCUCAAAAGCAGUGGAUCUACUGCGAGCGAUUCUUGAAAAACUUGGAAAAUGUGAGGAAACCAGUAGUAGUUUGGCUACUGUGGCAGACUCCUGUCAGAAUGCAUUGGCUGAGCUGAAGUUAAUUAUAAAGGAUAACGACGAUCACAAACUUCUGAUCUCAAUCUGCAAACUACUGACCACGAUGGUGAAAGUUCAAAACACGUCUCAUUCGGAUCUUGAUCAAUCUGCCGAACCAAUCUUCCGGCGCAUUUUUGGACCCAUUUUAGACGGCAGCCAAUCGUUCGACUAUUUCCUACCGGACAGUGAAAUUCGAGUGUAUCUGUGGGCUUUACACACAUUUAACGAAUUUGCAAACGUAGCUCCCACGCUUUGGUUCGCAAAGAUUGGUAAUUUGCUGAAGCAGAAGCAACUUCACUUUCUGAUCGCAAAAGGAUUAACCUCCGGUGAGGAAGAUCUUACGGAAGCCAUGCUGCAUGUGUCCUCAUCAGUGGACUUUCCUCGCCGGGAAGUAUCUCAUAUGGUUAGCAUGCUGAAUGCUGGCUGGCGAAAUGCACUUUCCGAUUCACAGAAGCAGAAAGUUGCUAGCAGCAAUGUUUCUAGCUUUCCCAAUUCUGCGGCACUUAGCCGCGAUAUGCUGGAUCGAAUGAAUCGAACCGUAUCGCACAUACAGGAUAUGGCUUCGGCCGGUCACAUCAACGACGUGACGAAGGUUGAACUGAUUGAAUUCUACAAUCUGAAGAUCAAUAUGGAGUCGCAAAUGAUGGGCGAUUUGCGAACUAGUCUUGGCAGCAUGUCGGCGCAGAUAUGUACGUUAAUGCAUCAGAAUCAGCUACUGACAGCGGAAAUUAAUAAGGUUCAGCGGCAGAAUUUGCCGCUGGUGCUGAAGGUUUCUGCACAAGAAGCAGAGAAUCGUGUGCUGGAGAAGGAGCUUAACAACAUUAAAAGCGCUACCGCUUCGUACGACAAGAAGAUUAAUCAGAUGAAACAGGAUUUGUCUGAUUACAUACGAAAGGCGAGUGAAAAAUCCCAACAGUGUGUUGCUCUGGCCAAGGAAGUUGAAAAAUGCCGAGCGCGGAAUGAGAGCUACGAAAAGGAAAAUACGCGGUUGCAGCACGAGUUGGUGGAAAUGACCAAAAACCGAGACGAUUCGCGCACGCUACUGAAGGUCUCCGAAGACACCUGUCAGAAGUUAAGCGAGCAGAAAGAAGCCGAUAAGAAGAUGUACGAAACCAAGAUUCGUGAAAGGGAGAGAGAAAUUUCCAAACGCACCGAUUUGAUUGGGCAGCUGGAGCAGCAACUUUCAAAACGGGAUAGUGAUCUUGCCAGGCAGGAGAGCGAACUGAAGGAUCUGUUGACGCAGAUUGCAACCAAGGAGGAACGAAUUGCUCAGAUCGAAGCGGAAUUGAAGGAGAGUGAAAGUAUACAGAAGGCAAUUUACAGCUUGAUGAACAAGGGGAAAAAAUGAUACAUGGACAGAGUUCUUAAUCAAUGUUAGUUUCUACUCUAGUUUGCUAGAGAAAGUCUUGACUGUUUUGAGUUUACUAACCUUACAUUUGGUAAUAUUCAAUUCAGUGCGUUGUGCUGCUGAUUGUAAAAUACUGAUACAAAUAUACCGCAACAUUUUAGCAAGUGAAAACCAUGCCAUACCUAUGAA
Molecule: messenger RNA, 2952 nt
Organism: Topomyia yanbarensis
Lineage: Eukaryota; Metazoa; Arthropoda; Insecta; Diptera; Culicidae
Exons: 5
Coding region: 202-2763 (853 amino acids)
Source: RefSeq, a predicted model, not a curated record